AGACGCUGUUUUCGGUGGCCAGUAGUUGUAAAGCAAUCACUGAAAAAACAGCAUUUGAGCUCUUUGAGGGUAUUAGUCACCUUACCUCAUCAAAUUAUGAUCACAACCAUCACGGACCAUCAACCUUUGAACGGGGGAUGCGUUGUGUUUUAAAUUUAUCCCACUUUAUCCCACGAUGCUCAUUAAUCCAACAUGGCUGCCUCAUUACGAUCAUUGUCAGUUGACGAAUCGUCAGCUCCGUCAAAGGAAUGGAAGAAAAACGUAUAUGCGUUUCAGGAUUUGCGUUCGGUGCCUGAUGAAAUUCGAGAAUAUUCAUCGUCGUUGAUAAACGAACAUACACCAAUACUAAUAGAUAACGGUAGUUAUCAAUGCCGUGCUGGAUGGUUGAGCGACGAGAAACCUUCGUUUAUGUUUCGAAACGUGAUUGCAAAAUCUCGUGGACGCAAGGAUGGCGACAUGGAGAUAUUGAUUGGAAAUGAGAUUUCAAAUAUUGAGCUUGUGAGAUGGUCGUUGAAGACGCAAUUCGAUCGUGAUGUUGUUACGCAUUAUGACGCUCAAGAACAAAUAUUUGAUCACAUAUUCAGUCGUCUUGGUAUUAAUACACAUGGAAGUGUUAACCAUCCUGUUGUCCUCAGCGAGUGUGUUUGCAAUCCCAACUAUUCACGACAAUUAAUGAACGAGCUUUUAUUCGAGUGCUAUCAAAUUCCACAAGUUGCAUUUGGAAUUGACAGUUUGUUCAGCUUAUACUACAACCAAUCUAACGAAGAGAGGAAGAAUGCUUUAGUCAUCUCAUCUGGUUAUCAAGUAUCUCACAUCUUGCCAGUUGUGAAUGGAAAACUGGACUCGAAAAGUUGCAAAAGAAUCAAUGUCGGAGGAAGUCAGGUUGUAGCAUACAUGCAGAAGUUGUUGCAGUUGAAAUAUCCGGGCCAUGCCGCUCAAAUCACGUUAUCGCGAGCCCAAGAAAUCGUGCACGAUCAUUCAUACAUCGCCCCAGACUACCAGGAAGAACUUUCUCGAUGGUUAAAUGACGAUUUCUCGGAUGCGAAUGAACGCGUAAUGCAACUUCCAUUCACACAACCAUCGAACGCACAGAAUGCAAACCCUAAAGACGAAGAGAAGGAGAGAUUGAGAAAGGAGAAGCAAGGUCGGAGACUUCAGGAAGUGAACUGCAAGAAACUACAAGAUAAGCUAGCCGAAGAGGAGACGUUACUCAAGAAGUUGUUUAAGAUUCGAAAACUUGAAAACAGUGAGACCAAAUUUAAGAAUGCUCUGACGAAAGAAGGCUUUUCAACUGUUGAGGAAUUUCAACUUGCGAUUGAGAACUUAUCAAAUGUAACGAAGAAACGCGGAGAGAAAGUAAAAAAAAUACAAGCUUCGAUACGAAAACUGGAAUCUAGUUCAAACGUAAAAGACAAAGCAAUGGAGGCGAAAGAGAAGAAACAGAAGGUUAUUUCACCUGAAGUAAAAGAGUGGUUGGCAAGUCUGCAUUCUCGUAGACAGAAAAUUCUCGACAAACGUCAGCGACGUCAACAACGAAAGGAUGACUUAAGCAAACGUCGAAGUGCAGCGUCCAUUGAGAGAAUGAGAAUAAUAUCGAAGCUGGCUCACGAUCCAAACAUUCGUGAAGACGGUUCCUUACGAGGCGGUCAUAAGAAACCGAAAGAUGAUACUUUCGGAAUGAAUGACGAUGAUUGGAUGGUCUAUAGACAUAUUAGUAAAGAUGCCGGCGACUCAGACAGCGAGAGAGAACAGGAAGAACUUGGAGAAAUUGAAAAUGUCUUGAAGAAACACGAUCCAGAUUUCCUCGCCGAGGAAGAUAAUUCUCAAGUUAUGGACGUUGAAAGUUACUAUCAGUUAACUGUGGGCAUUGAACGUUGCCGAGUGCCCGAGGUUUUGUUUCAACCUUCAAUGCUUGGUGUCGAACAAGCGGGUAUUGCUGAAGUUGUCGAGUUCAUCUUGAAGAAGUAUCCCCCAGCGAUUCAAAAUAAUUUGGUUCAGAACAUAUUUGUUACUGGAGGAAACGCGCAGUAUACGAAUUUCUGUACAAGAUUAGAAAAAGAGUUACUUGCUUUCCGUCCUUUUCAGUCCACGUUUAAAGUGAACAGAGCAAGCAAUUUUAGUCUUGACUCGUGGCUUGGCAUGAGGCAAUGGGCAAGGACUGUUUCGGAUCUAUCAAGCGUAUCAAUAACCAGGCAAGAUUACGAGGAGAAAGGAGGCGAAUACUUAAAAGAACAUCAACUUUCAAACCACUUUAUUCCAACGCCUUCCCUCGCUUCAUGAAAUGGUUGUGAACACCACCAUGUCGUGAUCUGAUACGAUCGUGGUAAGUUUUUGAUCGCGUUACAUGUAAAACACGACGUGUUACUUACAUGGUAACUACAUGGUACAUACAUGGUACCUAUAUGGUACCUACAUGGUAUCUGCAUGGCAACUGCAUGGUACCUGCAUGGUACACACAUGGUACCUAUAUGGUACCUACAUGGUACCUACAUUAUACCUACAUGGUACCUGCAUGAUACCUACAUGAUGCCUACAUGAUACCUGCAUGGAACCUACAGGGUGAUAAUUAUUGUUUUCCUUAGUGCGACAUGUGACGCAGGCUUGUUUACCGAGUUUGCUUUACUUAUGUGCCUUUAAAUAAUCGGUAAACAGGCUGGCACAUGAAACACUUUUGACAUUUGAGAGCAAAUGCAACUUCAGAACGGACAUUAUGAAAAACAUAAAAACGUUUAACGCAUUAGGUAUUUUUGUAGUCUCUUGUUAAAACGUAGAUCGUUGGAUUGCAAAAUAAACUUUGUGCAAGUAUAAACUAAA
Molecule: messenger RNA, 2814 nt
Organism: Xenia sp. Carnegie-2017
Lineage: Eukaryota; Metazoa; Cnidaria; Anthozoa; Malacalcyonacea; Xeniidae
Product: actin-related protein 5-like
Exons: 19
Coding region: 193-2280 (695 amino acids)
Biological process (GO): regulation of DNA-templated transcription
Cellular component (GO): Ino80 complex; cytoplasm
Source: RefSeq, a predicted model, not a curated record